This is a messenger RNA of Venustampulla echinocandica, 612 nucleotides long. RefSeq lists its product as uncharacterized. The record is from RefSeq and is a predicted model, not a curated record. Lineage: Eukaryota; Fungi; Ascomycota; Leotiomycetes; Helotiales; Pleuroascaceae. The transcript has a single exon. Gene Ontology annotation, molecular function: protein binding. The coding region runs from base 1 to 612 and encodes 203 amino acids.
AUGUCGUCGCUCCCGUCAACAGAGUUGCCAGACCCUGAGAUCAAUCGCAUUAUUUCAUACUGGUUUGGUGGCGAUGACCUCCCUCGGAAAUGGUUCCAGGGAGGUGCUAAAAUCGAUGCCGAAAUCAAAGACCAGUUCGGGGGUCUAGUUGAAAAGGCUCGCUCAGCGCAACUCACCUCCUGGACCCAGCAACCUCAAGGCACCCUGGCACUCAUAAUCCUUCUUGACCAAUUCCCGCGAAAUAUCUUUCGAGGCACUCCUCUCUCAUUCAGCACUGAUCCCAUGGCACUCGAUAUCACAACUCAGGCCAUCGCGAGGGGUGCCGACCGAGAAGUACCGCACAUCCAACAACCUUUCUUCUAUCUUCCACUUAUGCAUCAUGAAAACUUGAUCAGUCAGGCUGCAGGAUGCUCCUUAUAUGAAGGAUUGGCUGCUCGAUGUGAGGCCGGCUCACAGGAGAGUGAAUUCGCACGCAGCUCGCUAGAUUUUGCCAGGCGGCAUAGGGAUUGCAUUAUGAAGUUCGGUCGUUUUCCGUCCAGGAAUGAGAUUCUCGGGAGGGAGUCGACUCCAGAGGAACUCGAAUAUCUCAAGGAGCACCCUCAUGGCUUUUGA